Molecule: messenger RNA, 543 nt
Organism: Portunus trituberculatus (swimming crab)
Lineage: Eukaryota; Metazoa; Arthropoda; Malacostraca; Decapoda; Portunidae
Exons: 3
Source: RefSeq, a predicted model, not a curated record
ACAGCUGAUCUAGAAGAGGAGAUCCACGCGUUUAGACACCUUACACCUGCAGCAGCAUACACCAGAUACGAUUCCAGCUUGGAACCCUGGUUUGAGUCCCUUAACAACGUCUUUCAACGGGAUGGAGGAGAACUUGUAACGUGGGCGCCUUCAGCCGUGUUCAGCAUUCUAUCUUUGAUAGCUGCCGUUCUUUCCAUUAUUCUCCCUGAAACAAAAGGAUGUAAUCUAUCGGAGGAAAAUAAGAUUGAAAAACACACAGACAUGCGAGGGAAAGAUAACUUCGGCUCUUUGGGAGAUACGGAUUAUCAAACACGACUCAUGAAAACAACCGAAACAGCAGAUGAUGGCGAGUCUGUCACCAAAGAGAACGUGAUUAAGCAUUUGACAGACGAGUACAAGUGUUAGUGAUACGUAAUGUUAUUAAUGUAUGGCGACAUUAAGUGCUAGUGCAGAACCAAUGCCUUUAAUAGAGUAUCUCAACACGACAUUAAUGUACUGAAUUUUCCUGCUCCUUACCAGAGUAUUGAUGCCUUGAACAAGAUA